Boleophthalmus pectinirostris (great blue-spotted mudskipper) is the source of this 951-nucleotide messenger RNA. Its product is annotated as olfactory receptor 51E1-like. The transcript has a single exon. Gene Ontology annotation, molecular function: olfactory receptor activity; G protein-coupled receptor activity. Gene Ontology annotation, cellular component: membrane. NCBI's taxonomy places the organism in Eukaryota, Metazoa, Chordata, Actinopteri, Gobiiformes, Gobiidae. The record is from RefSeq and is a predicted model, not a curated record. The coding region runs from base 1 to 951 and encodes 316 amino acids. Gene Ontology annotation, biological process: G protein-coupled receptor signaling pathway.
AUGAUGAACAUGAACGUUUCUAUGAGCACCGUGAGUCUGGACGGUCUGACCCAGCUGUACGAGCACAGGCUGUGGUUGGCGUUCUUCAUCUUGUUCCUCUACGUGUUCGUGAUGCUCAGCGACAGUCUGGUGGUGUACAUCGUGUGCUCCCAGCGCAGCCUGCACCGCCCCAUGUACGUGUUCGUCGUGGCCGUGCUCGUCAACUCCGCCGUGGGGAGCUCCGCCGUUUACCCCAAGCUGGUGUGGGACCUGGUCCAGGGCCGGCGCGUGGUCCUGGUGUCCCGCUCGGCUUGUCUGUGCCAGGCGUUUCUGACGGCCACGCUCGGCAGCUCCAGCUUCAUGCUCCUGUCGGCCAUGGCUUUCGAUCGCUACCUUUCCAUCUGCCACCCGAUGUACUACGCCAGCCUCAUGUCUCCUCGCACGGUCUCGGCCUUGCUGCUCCUCUGCUGGUUCCUCCCGGCUCUCCGCGUGGCAGGGGCGAUGGUUUUGUCCAACCGGCUUCCCGUCUGCUACACUCAGGUCACGAGAAUCUUCUGCGACCCGUACACGUUCACUAGCAUGAGCUGCGAAGGCGCGUCGACUCAGAUUAACAACGCCUACGGGCUCAUGAGCGCCACGAUAACUAUUUUCUUACCUGUUGCGUUUGUGCUUUUCUCUUACGGCAAAGUCCUCAUCAUUUCUUUACAACGCUCCAGGUCGUUCAGCUCUAAAGCUCUGAACACGUGUCUCCCCCACAUACUCGUCUUUAUGAAUUUUUCCGUAGCCGCUUCUACCGAGUUGUUGCACAGACGCAUUACAGCCCGUAACGUCACAGUGGCCACGUCGAUUCUCGUCGUGGUGAUUCCGUCGGUUUUCAACCCGGUGGUGUACGGGCUCAAAGUGGCAGAGAUAUACAGGCACGUGAAAAGGCUCCUGCGCCAUCCAACUAAAACUCAACCAUUUUCAGAGUAA